Coffea eugenioides is the source of this 1335-nucleotide messenger RNA. Its product is annotated as F-box protein At5g07610-like. Gene Ontology annotation, molecular function: protein binding. The transcript has a single exon. Bases 1 to 1335 code for a protein of 444 amino acids. NCBI's taxonomy places the organism in Eukaryota, Viridiplantae, Streptophyta, Magnoliopsida, Gentianales, Rubiaceae. The record is from RefSeq and is a predicted model, not a curated record.
AUGCUUCCCGGCGGCAAGUCUACCAAAACCUCCCGUUUUGAACCCAUAGAAAACCCAAGAAAAAUCUCCCUCAACUCCACUGCUUCCUCAUCAACUCCCCUCCCUUCUUCGCCAUCAAAAUCCAUCCAAGAAAAGCAAAACGAUGACAUCCCACUUGACACCUCUUUCUCAUCCUCCCCAUCAGCAUCGGCAACCAUCAUAGCCAGGAAUGAAGAUCUCUUGACUCAAAUUUUACUCAAAUUACCGCCAAAAUCCCUCCUCCGCUUCCAAUGCGUCUCCAAGCAAUGGCUCUCGCUUAUUUCCGACCCCGUCUUCCGCCGCCGGCAUUCGAGUAGGAUCAGGCGCUACCCGACCACUGAUUUCCUCUUUUUCAGUUCUGAUAGCUACCGGAACGAGAUUGAUCUGCUGUCAUUUUCCGGAGAUUGGGUGGAUUCAGUGGGAAAUGUAAGUUCUCCUUUACGGUACUCGCUUGAAGGUGAGAUUUUAAGCUUACAAUCAUGCAAUGGAUUGCUAUGCAUUCAGUUUAUGGUGAAUGAUAUUAGCCGAGAACUAAUUGUGUACAACCCCACAACAUGUAAGCAUAGGAGUAUCCCCUGGCCUUAUGCGGAAAGCAUUCCGCUUGUAAUUCGGUACACUAAUAUAGCUUUUGACCCUGUAAAAUCUGACUACUACAAACUUGUUUGUGUUGGUGUGGACCUUAAUGGGACUUUUUACAGAUUCUUGGUUUAUUCGUCUGAAGCUGGGGUUUGGAGUGUUAGUAGGGAUGCACUUGGGAUGGAUUCUGAUAGUGCGUAUUAUUUUGGUAAAGGCGUGUUAUGGAAUGGGGACGUUCAUUUCUUGGGAAGCGAUUGUUGUACUCUAUGCUUUGAUAUCGAAAAUGAAUGCCUACAACCAUCCACGCCUCGAAUUCCAACUAAUUUGGAGGUUGUGGGCAGAUGGGAUAUUAGGUAUUUUGGGGAAACAGGGGGGAAUUUGUAUGUAAUUUGUCUAAACAAGCCUAAAGCUAUGCUGUUCGAUGUUUUUGCACUGAAGAGGGACUACUCUCAAUGGGUUGUGAAGUAUCGUGUUGAUUUUGCUCCCUUGAUUACUUGUUAUCCUGAGAUGAAGAAUCGUGGUUUCCAUACGCCCUGUUUUGUUGUGGAUAAGGAGGGAAAGAAAGCAAGGAUUGUGAUUUUGGUAGAGGAUAAGUUCAUUUAUUACGAUAUUCAUGGUAUGUUUGUGAAGGAGCUUGUUGAAGUAGUGCCUGUGUAUGCUGAGGUUGGUGGCUGGGGCGAUAGCACGUGGUACAGAUGGUGUGAAGCUUACCAACAUGUUGAUACACUUGCUUCGGUUUAA